Molecule: messenger RNA, 11581 nt
Organism: Paramuricea clavata
Lineage: Eukaryota; Metazoa; Cnidaria; Anthozoa; Malacalcyonacea; Plexauridae
Source: the annotation of a GenBank genome assembly
GGCAUACGAUCUUGGAUUGGAAAACCAAGUUAUUGCAGUAUCUUCUGAUCAUAUUUCUGCGAAGAAUAGAUACAUAUUCGCUCAUAACCAAAUACACAAGCUGCCAUCUGGCAUUGGAGGUCUUUUUAAAACCCAAUCACUCCUCUCAAAGAACUUACUACCGAUCCUUCUCAAAGAGCCACUGGUGCCGAAAAAGAAAAGUAAGGAUGAUGAAAGUAUAUACAGCUUCAUCAGCAGAAGGCUAAAUAGUGAGGUAACAUACCAAUUAUGGUAUUAUGUAUACAAGAUUAUCUAUAUUCACAAUAUCUCAUUAAUAAAAUACGGCAACAGUCUCAACCUAUAUACAUGCAUGCAGACCUAAUGCAAGAUGGAAACCAAUAUUGCACGAUUUAGAUCCGGCAUGCAUUCUCUUAUUAAUAAGGAAAUUAGAUGCCAGUUGAUCAUACAAACGGACUUCAUUUUGCUAUUUUUUUAUCCUUUUAACAAAACAUGCAAAAUGUUAUUUCUGAAAGUGAAUGUAGUUGCAUGCCAAUGCAUGGGCUCUCAAGACUAUUUUUAGAUGAUAGAUAAUACCUUAAAUUAUUGAAACUUUCAUUCUGCCAAUGAUGUUAAAUAUCGUUAAGAUACUGCCAUGUACCUAUGCAGCCUGGUGUAACUUGGCAAGCUGAAAAGUCAAGAUUAAAUUCAGCUUUACGUUCGAUUUUUAAAUCUUAAAGAUGUUAAAAUCCCCCCCCCCUGGUUUCAGAUUGCAGAUUAUAUAAUCGAUCCAAUGUGUCGUGGUAUAUUUGCUGGUGAUAUAAAGAAGUUAAGUAUAAAGUCAUGUCUUCCUAUGGUCUACAACCUCGAAGAAAAUUCAGGAUCUGUUGUAAAGGGACUUUUUUUCAGCAAAAGUAAGUGACAGUGUAUAUAAUUUAUAUUUACGAUCAACUUGAUUGAUAGAAUUAUAUGGCUCCAUACCACAAAUUAAAGCGCUCGGUGUCAAUAUAGAAUCAAGUGUCGAAGAAAGUUCAGAAAACCCCUCAAAAACACCACCCAAGAUCAUCGCUUUCCAUGCAUAUACAGAAUCAGAUACAGCCAUUUUUUGAAUCCCCAAUGGCUCGAAAUAUAUCGGCAAAUCGGUUUUUGACGAAUGAUCAAGUUUGAAAAACUGCUUGGAAUAUAAAAGUUAACAAGAGCACCUUUAACACACAUCUGACCGCCAUCGUGCAUAAUCAUCGAUCCUGGAAAACAAGAACAAAACCCGGUCGAAUAAAUCUCGGAAAUCACAGCACAAACUUCUGGCCAACAUGCUAUCCGUAAGAUUUCGUUUUCAUUUUCCACAUUUCACCACAGUAUAUAGGUAUUCUACAACAUUAAGUUGCUUAAAAAUUUCAACAAUUAACAAUCAUACCGCGUAUACAUGCACUGUACUUCCCGGCAAAAGAUGGGCUGCGUAAACGAUUUUCGUCAUUUGUUAACCAUAAAGUUAAACAAAGUUAACUGACUUAACUCACAGUGUAUAAUUGGCUAAAGUAUAAUAUACUGUAAGUGUCAAUUUUUGAAAAAGAGCAAACCACGAAAAUCAAUAGCCUUAUCUUCCCACUUCAGCAGGUUUGAUUCUACGUAUAUACUAUACACGGGAAUCUGAAUGUAUGCACGAAUGACAGGCAUGCACUAGAAUUCCCGCCAAGACCGUCUCUGUACAGGUUAAGAAUUUUACCGGUUGUAUUCCAUAAGCCCGCGUCUUCGGUAAAACUGACUAACUUCAUUUGUUAUUUGUAAGAUUAGGGUAUCUAGCGGCGAUAAGAGUGAAUUGUGCGCGAAAUGAGCAACAGAAAACAUAUAAGGAGGUAUGAUGCUUGUGAUGUUACUCUGAGUGUAUAUCCACACCGGGCAAGCUUGAAAAAUAUGCCUGCAUGGCCACGGUGGGAAUCGAACCUACGAACCUAUACGACCUUUGGUUCGAUUCCCACCGUGGCCAGUCAUAUUUUUCAAGCUUGCCCGGUGUGAAUAUACACUCAGAGUAACAUCACAAGCAUCAUAUUCACCUGAGUACAUUACACCAACACAGAAAAAAUUCAUAAGGAGGUAUAUAGGCCAAACUCCCGGUAUAAGUACAAAAUUCACUGGAAAUUUUUUUCAAAAUCCUUAGUAUGGAAAUACUGUAGUAUGGAUAUUCGUUGGAAAUAAUGUGGAUAUCCGGGCCAAUUUGUAUAGGUAAUCACACGGGAAGGAGUGCAAUUAAUGAUUAACACUACGAGUGAUAUUUGAAAAAUGUGCCAAAAUUGCACGAGUGCAAUUUGGCACAUUUUUCAAAUAUCACGAGUUUAUUUAUUAUAUGCAUGACAAAAUCGCUUUCUUUAUAUUUCAACUGCAUUUUGUCAAGAGUUUUUAAUUAUUUUGUAAGGAAUUUGGUAUAAAAAAACUUGGGAAAUGAUUAUAAACUCAUAAAGGCACAUAACUUAAACUAGAACACAAGAUUCAAACUCAAACAACAUAUUUUAGACUAAGGAAAUCUUUAUAAAUUGUAUUUCAAACUUACAUAGUCACGUUUCGCUGCAUCCCGCCAAGAUUAUUUCUUAAGACUGUUUCCAGGUAUUUUCAACAGGCUCUUUUUGCCAUACAAUGUUUCUUAAACUCACUCUUGUGCCAAAAUUCAGUUAAAUUCGUCCACAUUUGUUAGAAAUACUUAUCUAAAUUUCGCCGCCAUAUUGGAUUUUGUUGUUUUGAUUUCCCGCUCCCCCAGCCAUCACGAGAAUCAUUAAUUGCACUCCUGGAGAGUGCAAUUAACGAAAUAAUUGCACUCCUCUUAACCAAUCAGAUUGCAGUAAUUUUGUCAUGUAUAUAAUAAUCAUACUAAUUGCAAUUUCCGUACUAUGGAUAUAUUAUGGAAAUAGUAUAUACGGAUACAAUUUAGUGAUGUAACUGCAUGCAAAUUCCAUAGUAUGGAUUUGACUAUUUUUCCCAGUGAAAUUUUAAUAUAGUUAACACUCCUUAAGAUCCAGCCUUUCACCAGUGGAGAGGUAGGUGGGCGCAUGUCAAAGAACUGGGUCAAAGUGACACCGCAUCCAACUUGCACAAUAUUUCCUUAAAUCGCUGGGCAGCGAUCCCCAAUUAACUCGUGCAGAUUGAAUUUAGUCACAUUCAGGCGCUCUUAUAAGAAUUUUCAGUGGCGCCGGGAGCAUCACGAAAAAGGUCCAAACUAGGAGAUGGCAAACUAGGGGAAGUGGGAGUUUUUAAAGGGGGUCUAUAGGGCCACCCCACUGAUCUAACGUUUUCCUUUAAUUUAAAGAUUUUCAAUAAAUAAAUUCAAAGUACACUGAAUAUGCUCUCUUUUUUUCAUUAUACGUAACAUCAGUUUUUUAAGCAAACAAUACAUGCCUUAGGUUUUACGAUUUUCUGUCCCGGAUCUUUUGUUAUGAAGCAGUAACAAAUAUACUGUUUGGCUGCUCGCCUCCUUUCUGGUUUCAGAAUGUUUUUUCUUUUUUCCCACAAGUCAUACUCCUUUCACUCCUGAAAUUCCCCUGCAUACGUUUGAUGUCAAUAUAGGAGGUCCACCCAUGAAAGGUUAUUGAUGAUCUUUUUAGACUUCGCUAAUGCUUUCCUUUUCCCGUAUGUUUCAUCAUCAUUACUUUUUCUCGAAUUAGUAUACCCUCGCCACUAAAGUAAAAAUCCUUGUGCAGUAAACAUUUGACUGUGUAUAUCUCUAUAAUAGCAAUGAAAAUGGCAAAUAUUGCCCUUUUGCAAUGGAUAAAUAUAUAGCAACAUACAUUAUCUUGUGGUGAAGUGCAUGCCACUUUCUGGCAAUAUUCAGGAUAUUCAGUUAAAUAAAAUCUACUAGAAUUUUUACUUGCAGAUUAACGUCUUUCGUCAGGCAUUUUACCGAUUUUGAGGAAUUUAUUCUAAUGUAAUAAAUUUAUAUGAAAUAUUAUAAUUAUAGUUUGCUGGCACGCAAAUUUUUAUAAAAAUUUUCUUUCCAUCUAUGCUGACUCUAUAUAUAGAACUAAAUUAACGAAACUCUGCUGUGUGCUUUUAAAAUGUUCUCCCUGGGAGGAAAACGAAUUCAAACACUUGCAUGUCAUUGAACGUUUUUUUUGUAUAUUUAUUGAAUAUUUUCAUUCUUGCUUGAAAAGAAUGAAAAUGUUCAAUAAAUGUACAAAAAAGUUCCCAAUAUUUAUUAUACUGAAGUGUGUCUUGAACUCUCUCCUUGACCAACAAUUCUGUCACCGUACUUUGUAACACAAGACUGGUUACCUGGAACGCAAAUAACCCAAAUCUCGUUCCUGCAUUAAUAUGCGGACGUUCUAAAUGGCAUAGUAGGCCGUUUGCUGCGUCGGGAUAUCGUUCACUUCCAUUUCACCCAUCUUGGAACUGAAAUAGUUUUACCGGAACUAACACUUUCGAACACGCUGAGUUCAAAUCCGAAAAGGUCCCGCUCCGUAGACCUGCAGUUUUCUCACAAACUGCAAUUUUAUCUUCACUAAUUUCACGACAACUUUUUUCAUUGUUCGACGACACGGAUCGAUGACGACAAACGAUUUUGUCACUCAAAAAGACCAAUUUCUAUUAACCAGUCUACCUUUUAACAAAAGACCGGUUUUGCUCGAAUCAUUUUGAGUUAUGUUAUAUUAUGUGUGUUGGACGUAAACAACAUAUCUUGUCUACAACUUUGGGAAGGUACAGAUAAAGCUUUCUGAAAUCCUCAGUUCUGGCUCUAUCUCAAUAAAAUCACAAGGACGUUAAUGCUACUAAAGUCUUUUGGCUGUGUUUCUGGGCUGAGAAAUAUCUCUUUUAACGCGAUCAACGUAUUUAAAACAAAAGUAAACGCGAAGCCAACAGAACGGCAAAGACAAAUCUAAAAUGAAAUAUUGUCGAUGGGUUGCUGGUAGAAGACUUACGACAAGAUCACUCUUAAAUAAUCUUAAACUAGAAGAAUAUAAAUGUUCACAUCAAAGACAAAUAUCAGUGCCAUGAACUAGUAUAAAAUCUGCUCUGUAAACUUACGACGAAGUGGAGAAAUGUGUGCAUGAGCUGUUUAUUUGGUGAUUACAACGUAUAUGAAAGCCCUCUUUCCAAUAAUACUUGCUAAUCGCACAGAAUAACACCAACUGAUAUAAUUAUAGUUCAAAUGCAAUGAUAAGUUACCUCUUGAAUUACGUCUCAAAAACUGUGUUGGAAAUUUAAAUGCUGAUCCUUUACAUAACAUUACCGUUUUACAUCGUUGUAUAAAACAUUUUGAUCGCAUGUAAGGUAUUAUUUCUUAGCCCAGAGACAUAGCCAAAAGACAUAGCCAAAAGACAUAGCAAUAACGUCCUUGUAAUUUUAUUGAGAUAGAGCCAGAACUGAGGAUCUCAGAAAGCUUUAUCUGUGCCUUCCCAAAGUUGUAGACAAGAUAUGUUGUUUACGUCCAACACGCAUAAUAUAACAUAACUCAAAAUGAUUCGAGCGAAAUUGGUCUUUUGUUAAAAGGAAGACUGGUUAAUAGAAUUUGGUAUUUUUAGUGACAUAAUCAUUUGUCGUCAUCGAUCCGUGUCGUUGAACAAUGAAAAAAGUUGUCGUGAAAUUAGUGAAGAUAAAAUUGCAGUUUGUGAGAAAACUGCAGGUCUACGGAGCGGGAACUUUUCGGAUUUGAACUCAGCGUGUUCGAAAGUGUUAGUUCCCGUAAAAAUAUUUCAGUUCCAAGAUGGGUGAAAUGAAAAUCGCUUUCUAGGCACUUUUCGAGGUCACAGCAUACGGCCUAUACUAUAGGUGGUAAUAUCCCGGCCAUCGGAUAUGAAUCAGGCCAUCGAUAUUGAGUAUUGUUUUAUUUUCAUUAAGGCCCAGAGAUUCCCAAAGAUGCUAACUCACUUAUCGCGAAAGCGUUCGCAGAAAAAUGGAGUCUCUGGACUUUCGAGAAAGGUUUGACAACAUUGGUUGAAGCUUUAGAAAACAAAUUACUAGAGUCUGGUGUUACGAUAUUGAAAACGACUCACUUAACGUCGAUAAAGAUAAAUGAAGACAAAAAAAUUGAAGCAAAAGGAGCUCGAAAAGGUGAAGUAUUUGUAGCCGACCAUCUCAUUAGUGGUAUUUCCUCGAAACAACUUGCUGGAAUACUUCCUGAAGAACAUGCCAUGCUGGCAAAACAUCUUCUGAAGAUCAAUGCAGUUACUGUCGCUGCGGUAAACCUGGAGUUUGACGGAUCAGUUUUAGACAUUGAAGGCUUUGGUCUUUUAUAUCCCUCACGCGAAUCACGGAAAGUGUUGGGUGUUAUUUUUGACUCAUGUACGUUUGCUCAAGGAGACCGAAGAUCCUCGAAAUCAACGCGUUUAACGGUAAGUUUGAUGAUUGAUUUAUAAGAAAUGCGGACUUAUGGUACUUACUAUAAUUUUCACAAAGCAAUUGUACAUAAAAUUAAUACAACAUCGACAAGUUUGUUUAUAGGCCGUUUUCCACUUCCAGGGACGUACCGAGCGAUAUCUGGUUGGGGGGGGGGGUGAACUAAAAAAUUUGGGGGCCCCUUUCCUCCUCCCCCUCAAAACAUUUUUUCCGGAAAAUGGUGGCGACGGGGGGUGCGGGGCGAUGUCGACGUUUUCUUGCGAAAAUAAAACGUCCCAAAAAAUUUUCCAAACCUUUUUGGGAAAAUACAUUUUUCAGAGCUUUUCGACCUCAAUUUUUCACAAUAUUAUUUUUCACAAUAUUAUUUUUUUUAACAAUAUUAUUUUUUCACUCUAUCUUUAUAAUACUCGUACAGUAUAUUUAAAAUAUAACUUACUAUAAACUCUUUGUAUCCUUGUAAAUAUGUAUAGCAUCAUGUAUCCUAUAGUCUCAUAAUUUUUCUGGUAUAUCAUUUUCAUCCAUAUAUACCAACAUGUAAAUACUGCACGCACACUAUAUAUAUUUUCUAUAUUUUGUAUUUUAAUGUUUUGCAGGAACCAUCUGAAAAACACUUCUUGUGAUGGUGGUUUCCUGAAUAAAUAUUAUUAUCAUUCAUGCAUUCAUUCAUUCAUUCAUUCAUAUUCCUUAAUAUUUAACACGUUCCGCAAUUCCAUCAUUUCGGAGCCCCCUCUGGGGAAAUUGGGCCCCCUUCCUUCAUUAGUUCCACUUUGGUGCUCAGCAAACAAAGAAAUACGCUACUCUUCGGUAGUUGGUACGAUACGGUUGAAGUGGAAAACAGCCUUUAUCCCGAGCCAACGGCGCCAAGCGCCGUUCCGGGCUUACGAAUACUAAUUCCGCACGGCUACUUACCCCCGGGGAAAGGAAAGCGUUCAUGAAUAAUCAUGCUGGUCACAUGGCUAUGGUUCACUGUUCACUGUUUACCGUGCCUGGUAUGGUUGGUGGUCAUUAGCGAACACUGAUCGGUCAAAUUUAAUAUUUUCAUUAUAACGACUGCAUGACGACAGCGAAAUAACAAGCAUUUCUUGCAAAUAUAUUUCAUUUUCGCAAGAUUUUGUAAAUUUCAAAAGCUUUUUGAGAAAAAAAGUCGAAAGACUUAAUAUACAUACUAACAUACCUAAUAUAUAUAUGUUUGGGAAAUAUUUUCUAAUUAAAAGUGAUAUUUUUGUGGGAGAUUUCAAUUUUAAAAAUAUUCUUAAUAAAAUUAUCGUGUUACAAUGACAACUACUUUAAAUACUUCAUGUUCGGAAAAUAUAAUGGUUUUGUCAGCAUGACGAGGGUUUCCGCAUGCAUGUAUUUUCAAGUUUAAUUAAUAAUUACUUAUGCUUGCUGUCAAUCAUGCCUUCCUGCAUGUAAUGCAGCAACAAAAGUCCAUCCCUGUCUGUUCUGAGCCAGCUUCCGAAGCCAGUUCAUCCCCAGAUCCCCUCUAGCUGUUCUGCAACAGUUCGACCUUCGGUGUUCCUGAGUCUUCUUCUUUUUAGUGUCAAGUUUCUUCGAAACUUGACAAGUAUUGUGAUGAGUGGGGGAAAAUUCAUAUGAGUCAGGGAUCAGGCAUAAUAGUGUAAACUUUCCGGGGGGUGUAUACGAUAUAUGUUCGUAGUGAUUUAUUGUACUUAGUCAGUGCUUUGAAGGUUAUUUAGGCAAUUUCAGUUGUCUUAUUUAAAUAUUCUUUUGUCCUUUUGCCAAGUUCACAAAAAUUUUGAGGAGUGGUUGUCGUUAUUGUAAUUAUUUGUAAAUUUUAUAACAUUCGCUUCUCAUGUUGUGUAAAAGAUCUUUACCCCGGAACACUCGAUUUUUUCUUUAGCAGCGCAAAUGCGCAUGCGCUAUCAAACCGUAGAUGACCUACGAUGACGUGACGAUGCUAGGAAGGAGCGACACAGUGUUGUUUUCAAAUGUUACGCAUUUCAGAUGUGAAUAUUGAGUAAAUCUUUGAGAGUCUACGCAAUAUAUAAAUUGAUGUUAUUCAUUACGGGCAUUCAGUCAAGUACCGAUAUUACUUAGACGGUAUAUUCAUUAUACAGAGCUAAGAAUUAAGGAGCUAGAUAGUGCUUUUUUCCAAAUGUAUAUAAAACAUUUCAGCCCUAAUUAUAAGUAUUGAGAAAAUCUUCGAAGUGCCGAUAUUAUUUUGACGGUAUAUUCAUUAUACAGUGGAGAGCUAGGAAGGAGCGAGACAGCGUUGUUUUCAAAUACAUAAACAUUUCAGACCGAUGAAUAUUGAUAAAAUCUUUGAGAUGCAUAUAAAUUGAUGUUGUGCAUUUAUACCGGCAUUCAAUUAAGUGCCGAUAUUAUUUAGUCGUAUAUUCAUUAUACAUCGAAUGUAAAGGUGUAACACUACUACACCACAGAAUAGGUCACUCAGUACGAAGAGCAAAACAUUGCAUCAGAUCAGUAGAGCAUAAAUAACUAUCAAACAGAAGUAGUGUUUGUAUAUCAUUGUAUGGCGUUUGCUAUCCAACGUGUAGUCACGGGCCUUGUUCACAUGUCUGGCACAACGGUGCAAACUGGUGUUCAAUGGCACAAUGCAAUAUUCAAAUGCAACGAGAACAUCACCAGAUCUUACGAGAAUCUAUCUGUAUCAAAGCUUUAUCAAAACUGCUAUAGACUCUGCUGUAACUGUGAAAUUAUUGACAUCUAAAGUGACAUUAUUGAAUACUUGCGAAAAGCUGAAAAUGACUCAUAAAAAAAAACAACCUGAUCUUGGCCUUGGGAAUAUAAAGUCAAAGGUCAUUGAGACUUGUUAUUGAGAAACAUGUCACAAUUAAGUUAAAAUGCGGAAGCGGAUGCGGAACCUAGCGGAUCCAUGGAGCGCGUGCGGAACGGAUAUGGGGAUAAAAUGCGUCAUUUAAAUGAAUUUUUUCGCCUCAUUUUUAUGUGUCUGUGUUUUGGAUUUAUGUUUUUUGUAAUGGGAUGCAACGUCAUAUUAACUACAGUGUGUCCCCAAAAAAGUACCCUUAUAACAAUAGGAUAGAUACUUUUUAUAGAGGGUACUUUUUUGGGACACACUGUAGUUAUACAGCUAUUUCAAUUGUGUCACUGAGACAAUAGUUAAAUGUGCAAUAUGGGCGCUGAUAGUUUUAAAUAAGUUUAGUAUAUCAGUAGCCUCAUGGGGAUACUUUCAGCGACAGCUCCCAAUGCAAUUGUAGUUUUAGAAUAUACAAAAUUUGGUUGCUGGUGAAAGAAUUUAAAUUUCGAGUUGUCUCGUGUAGCAUCACAAUAAAUAAAUAAAUUGUACCAGUUCCACGAGGCACGGCGAAGGAAGUGACAAUGAAUUGUUUCUCUCGUAAAAACCUUGUUCUAAUCCACAUUUUUGAGUAACGUGCAGGGUUGGUAUAUGUUAGAUGAAGAAUUAGGCCAAAUCGUAUUAGUGCCGUUAUUGAAAACAAAUAAAACAAAACACGCUAAGACAAAAAAACAAAGGCCUAAUGUGACGUUGUUUGGCCUAAUUGUUGAGCAAACCUAUUAACCCGCUAGACCCUACGCAGUUCUUCCCGAUCUUAUUCAAUUUGAAACUUUACACUAUCCUUGGAUCCCUAGUUCUAUUUUCCUUCGAAGCUCAUUUUCCAAACCAUCUCUUUUGCAUUAAUAUGGGGAUGGUUUUCAUGCAUUCUUGAUGGCACUAUGGAAAACGGUGGUCAAUUCAGAUACCUCUCGGUCAGAAUUAAAGUUCGUCCCUAUUAUCAAAUUUUGUUCAGACAGUAAUCUUUUAUACAGACAGAUCAUAUUCUACAGAUUCAAAGAUGUAUUUUAGUCUUUAUUCAGAUUAAUUUAUUUUUACUGCAGAAGAACACUGACAAAUGUAAACUCUUAGUCUCACUUGCUCUUUCUUUCAUUAUAAUCAUACGGUACUAGCGACCAAUUUGCUAAUACUGCGCAUGCGUCAGUACGUCAUUUUUUUUUAUUUUUUUCUAUUUUUUUUUUUUCUUCUUAUAGCUAUUCUUGCGUUUGCGUCAGAAAUGAAAACCAUACUUUAAUCAUCAUCAUAUAAUACUCGUUUAGAUCUUUCUUGGUGGCAAUUACUUCGAAGAGCAGUUCGGAGAUCCAAACGAGGCAAACAAAGAUCAUAUCAAGAACGAAACAAUCAUCGCUCUACGAAAGACGCUUGCUAUUCAAGAGAAACCCAGUAAAGUAUGCGUUUCUAUUCACAGAGAGUGUAUACCACAAUACAAUGUUGGGCACAGUGACUUGCUUCAAUCCAUGAGACAUUAUGUUGCACAAUAUAAUUUACCACUGACAUUUGUUGGGUCCUGGUAUGACGGGGUUGGUAUAAAUGAUUGUGUUUAUCAUACUCAACUUGCAGUGGACAAAUUAUUUCAUAAAUGAGUAGAUGAGAUGGAAUUACUUAAUAUUUUCAAUUUCGAAACUUAAUGUAAGUAACGUACGUGGGGAAGCAAUUUAACUGAUAGUCUAGGCCUUGACCAUACAUGUACAGGUUAGUUACCGAGGUCGAAGUGACAGAGUUGCAAAGUGUGGUUUACUAUGAGAGGUCAAUAAGGAAGGUUUAAUACUCUACUCAACAGGCAACACCAUAAAACAAAUAAAAUAAGAAGUGAUACUUGACUAGAAUAAAAGCAGGGUUGACGUUGGUAGGAUGCUGACAUUGUGUUUGUAACUAUUGUGGUAGUACCAAUACUAAAUGACUAACACAUUAGAGAAUACUAAGGAGAAAUCAAUAACAAUUGAAAAAUAUUCGGUAGGAAAUAGGAAUAAGAAGACGAUUUUUAAUGACAUAAUUCGGAGGAAGGUUAAACACUUUUUGCAACUCUGUGAAGUGAAUAACCAAGUUUGAACUUUGUUACAAGUUUGAACGUUGAAAAUCCGUUUCCAGUUCACAGUUUAAAAAUCAUGCCCAAAAUCCAGCUGAUAGUGAUAUUUUAGCCUGCUUGCCGCCUGGAAUUUCCAAGCGGGAUAAUUGGAAAUUCCAGGCGUCAAGCAGGCUAGUGACAUUUCGACUUUAUUUCAAAGCCUUCUUCAGGGCAACUAACUACUUUGGUUGGUUUGUGUGUCAUGUAGAAAAUUCAGAAAACUGAUUAACUGAAAGACUGGACAAUGAAGAAAAAUUGUUUUGUCAUAUAAAAAAUAUAUUUUAAAUUAUAAUUGCUUACGUAAUCCACUUUAAGUGGCAGCCCUAAUAAUAUUAAUUGCUUGGCUAUUGGUGUCAGUUGGUGUAUAUUGUUCCUCAAAUAUUGUUCCUUCGCCCGAGACGGUGCGGGAGAGGGUGGUAAAAUCUCUU